CAGCUGCUCCCGGGAGAAAAGAAAAGCCUUUAUAAAAAGCAUCAUUCUUGUGUGUGUUUUUUUUAAUUAUUAUUGGAUUUUUAAGUGCUCCUUAUGCAUCUAUUUAAGAAGUUGAGAGUCUAUUUUGGAAUUUGGAUUACAUGCAUCCAUUGUUCCUCCAACCCCUCUUUACCUUGAUGAACACUUGAUCAUUAUCUUGGUGACAAUCUGACCAUGGCUACUAUGGGUUCAUGGAGAGAGUUCCUCUUCCUUCAUCUCAUUCUCGUAAACAUAGAAUCUACUUUGGAGUUAGGUUUAUGGAGUGAUCUCACAUACUUCGAUACUGGAUCUGGCAAUUAUUCAACUAAUAGUACAUACCAGACGAACCUCAACACCCUCCUCUCUUCCCUUUCCAGCAGGACCGAUGGAUAUGGGUUUUACAGUUCCUCAUUUGGCGACAAUCCGGACAAAGUUUAUGCAAUUGUGCUUUGCAGAGGAGACGUUGAGCUCGUUACCUGUCGUAGUUGUAUCAACAAUUCCACUAUUAACCUCCCACAACUGCUUCCUAAUUCCAAGGGGGCGAUUGGAUGGUAUGAGCAAUGUAUGCUGCGUUACUCGAACAAGUCCAUGAAUGGCAUUAAAGCAACUCAUCCGUAUCAAGUACUGUAUAGCGGCGUAAAUGCGUCGAGCAUGGAAGAAUUUAAGCAGGCACGGGGAAUCUUGUUGGGCGAUCUCCGCGACAAGGCAGCGUCGGGUGGGGACCUCAGCAAGUUCGCGACGGGGCAGAAGAUUACUGGUCCGGAUUAUGUUCAGACUAUAUAUGGACUAAUGCAGUGCACACCUGAUUUGUCCAAAAUGGAUUGCAACAAUUGCCUCCAAUGGGCUGCACGAGAGAUUACGCAGUUAGGUGCUCCGACAGGAUGGAGAAUUUUGGCACCUAGCUGUACUCUUCGGUACGAGCUCAAUCUUUUCUAUAAUGAUACACCACCAGCCACAUCAGCAGCACCCCCGCCAGCCCCUCCCCCGGCGCGCACUUUUGCUCCUCCUCCGCCAUCAGCCAAUUACGUGACAACAAAGCAAGGAAAGAAAGAUAAUACAACUCGAACGGUCAUCAUUGUUGUUUUGACAAUAAUUCUUGUGAUAGGACUCAUUGUCUACAUUUGCGUCUUUUUAAGAAAGAGGAAGCAGAAGAAGAAGCCAAAGCAGGAGGUUGAAGUUGGGGAUAAAAUUAGCAUUGUGGAAUUGUCGCAAUACGAAUUUGAAACUAUUAGUGUUGCAACGGAUAACUUCUCUGCUAGUAAUAAGCUUGGACAAGGUGGAUUUGGUGCCGUUUACAAGGGUAGGCUUUUGAAUGGACAAGAAAUUGCAGUGAAGAGGUUGGCUAAGGAAUCUUUACAAGGAGAAAUAGAGUUCAAGAACGAGGUUAUGCUACUGGCCAAGCUUCAACACAGGAAUUUGGUUAGGUUGCUUGGUUUUUGCUCGGAAAGAACAGAAAGGCUUCUUAUCUACGAGCUUGUGCCCCAGUCAAGCCUUGAUCACUUCAUAUUCAAUCCAACCAGGCACAAAGAAUUGGGUUGGGAUAGACGUUACAAGAUCAUACUAGGCGUUUCUCGGGGACUUCUUUAUCUUCAUGAAGAAUCACAACUAAGAAUCAUUCAUCGUGAUCUCAAAGCCAGUAACGUUCUCUUAGAUGAUGACAUGAAUCCCAAAAUUUCAGAUUUUGGCAUGGCAAGAUUGUUUAUGGUGGAUGAAAGUCACUGGAGUACAAUCAAUAUUGCAGGGACCUGUGGAUAUAUGGCUCCAGAGUAUGUACUGCAUGGGCAAUUCUCGGUUAAAUCAGAUGUCUUUAGCUUUGGCGUCUUAGUUCUUGAAAUUCUAAGUGGCCAGAAGAACAAGUUUUUCUGUAAUGAGGAGAACAUAGAGGGACUUUUAAGCUACGCAUGGAAAACUUGGAGGGAAGGAACAAAUUCAAAUCUCAUAGACCCUGCAUUGAGGGUUAAUUCAGGUUCCUUGCCGGAAAUGAUAAGAUGUAUUCAUAUUGGGUUACUGUGCGUCCAGGAAAAUGUUGCAAAAAGACCGACUAUGGCUGAAGUUGUUCUAAUGCUAAGUAGUUCCUCCCUCAGCCUUAAGGUACCAUCAGAGCCUGGUUUUUUUCUGCAUAGUGGUAGCAACAAUGCAAAGUUACCAUUGCUUCAGGAGAACAGGUCUGAAUUGGCCGUGUCGGAUCAUUCGAUAAAUGAAGUAUCAACUACUGAGUUGUAUCCACGUUAAAUUCUCAAGAUGUGAUUUCAGCUAUAAGCAAAUUUGUUUGAACCAGGAUGUGAUUUUCAGCAAUAAGCAUAUUUGUUAAUUUCUGUGAAAGGAAUAUAUGCUAUUUGAAAAAAUUGACUAUUGUAAUAUAGCUCUCCAGGUUGCUAGAA
Molecule: messenger RNA, 2399 nt
Organism: Rhododendron vialii
Lineage: Eukaryota; Viridiplantae; Streptophyta; Magnoliopsida; Ericales; Ericaceae
Product: cysteine-rich receptor-like protein kinase 44
Exons: 8
Coding region: 214-2250 (678 amino acids)
Biological process (GO): protein phosphorylation
Molecular function (GO): protein kinase activity; ATP binding
Source: RefSeq, a predicted model, not a curated record